Messenger RNA from Ornithodoros turicata, 3683 nucleotides. RefSeq names its product ATP-dependent RNA helicase abstrakt-like (gene abs). The transcript has 18 exons. Gene Ontology annotation, biological process: mRNA splicing, via spliceosome. Bases 337 to 2385 code for a protein of 682 amino acids. Lineage: Eukaryota; Metazoa; Arthropoda; Arachnida; Ixodida; Argasidae. Gene Ontology annotation, molecular function: ATP binding; RNA helicase activity; zinc ion binding. The record is from RefSeq and is a predicted model, not a curated record. Gene Ontology annotation, cellular component: spliceosomal complex.
GGAAAACCGGCGGGAACGGGACAGGACCACAGGAGGCAGACGCUGAAAGGCACUGGAGUGAUUUUUCCAGAGCCUUUUCCAGCUGUUUCGGUUGGUGUUUUACGAAGGCUGUGAUGGAGAAGCAAUUCAGUUUCAUGACGUGUUCUGUGUUAGGGUGCGCGCAUGGCUUAGCUUCAGUGCGGUUUUGAAGAAACUGAGAGAUGCCUAGUGCGGUUAGCGAUUUGAAUUCUGGCUGAGAUGGCCGCUUUGUGAACUGGAACAGCUGAUGCGAUUAAUAUCGCUGUCUUAAUGGACUGGAUGAAGUAGUGGAUUUCAAAUUGUGGUUAAGAAGCAAGUAUGCAGUUUCUAGAUCUGAGCAACUACGACCUCUUUAUGCUACGUCCGUUCAACUUCACAUCGUCGUCAAAGUAUCAGCUUCCCGAAUUAUGCACUGGGCGUUCAAAGGAGAAGGGUAUCAGCACUUGGACAGCAGGGGUGCAUGAACAGAGUGAAUUUUCAGAACGGUCAUUAUAUCUGCAACUGAAGAGGACUGCCUGCGCAGCCGAGACGGGGGACAGAGGAGCUAAGAGACGUAUUGCAGAAAGCAGUAGCAGUGACUCCGAUGAUAAUUACACGCCGUACGUACCCCUGAAGGAAAGACGCAAACAGCAGCUGACUAAACUGGGACGACUACAUGCUAUAUUACUGGAGGAAAAGAAGGACAACAAGUCAAGCACUGCCACAGAUGAUGACGAAGAAUAUCAGGAUGAGUACGGCCGAAAAUCAAAUGUCAGCCUGUUGGACCAACAUACAGAAUUGAAGAAAAAGGCAGAAGCUCGCAAAGAAAGUGCACUUGAAAAACAACUAAAAGAAGAGGAAAAAAUUCUUGAAAGCGUUGCAGAGCGCAGGGCUCUGAUGGGAGUGGCUGAACUUGCUAAAGGAAUACAGUAUGAAGAUCCGAUAACAACAGGGUGGAGGGUACCAAGGUACAUUGCUGCUUAUUCCCCAGAGUAUCAUGAAAAAAUCAGAAAAAAUUACCGCAUCUUAGUUGAAGGAGAGGAAAUACCACCUCCCAUAAAAACGUUCAAGGAGAUGAAAUUUCCGAAAGUCAUCCUAAACAGCCUCAAACAAAAAGGAAUCACAAAGCCUACGCCAAUCCAGAUGCAAGGGCUUCCUGCUGUAUUGUCUGGCCGAGAUAUGAUUGGAAUCGCUUUCACAGGUUCUGGGAAAACAAUCGUGUUUGUCCUGCCUAUAAUCAUGUUCAGCUUAGAGCAAGAAAAAAAGCUACCAUUCAUAGAAAACGAGGGUCCCUAUGGUCUCGUCGUUUGCCCAUCUCGUGAACUAGCAAAACAAACUUUUGAAAUCAUACUGCAUUUCUCUCGAGCACUGGAAUCAGCUGGUUAUGGCUCUCUUCGAAGCUGUCUUUGCAUUGGUGGCACUUCGGUGAGAGAACAACUGGAUGUUGUUAGAAGAGGUGUUCACGUCAUGGUAGCCACACCUGGAAGACUUAUGGACAUGCUGGACAAGAAAAUGGUUAACUUGGAUAUCUGCCGGUACCUGUGCUUAGAUGAAGCUGACAGGAUGAUAGAUAUGGGGUUUGAAGAGGACGUACGAACAAUCUUUUCAUUCUUCAAGGGUCAGAGGCAAACACUUCUGUUCUCUGCUACUAUGCCAAAGAAGAUUCAGAACUUUGCCAGGAGUGCCCUAGUGAAGCCCAUAACAGUAAACGUGGGCAGGGCUGGUGCUGCAAGCUUAGACGUCAUACAGGAGGUUGAGUACGUCAAACAGGAGGCCAAGAUUGUUCACCUACUAGACACACUUCAGAAGACUGCACCUCCUGUCUUGAUAUUCGCUGAGAAAAAGCAGGACGUAGAUGCAAUUCACGAGUACCUCUUACUCAAGGGCGUAGAAGCUGUUGCAAUUCAUGGAGGCAAAGACCAAGAAGAACGGUCUAGAGCUGUGGAUGCAUUUCGGCGUGGAGAGAAGGAUGUUCUGGUUGCUACAGAUGUUGCCUCUAAGGGAUUGGACUUUGAAAACAUUCAGCAUGUAAUCAAUUACGACAUGCCAGAGGACAUUGAAAACUAUGUACAUCGCAUUGGACGUACUGGCCGUUCUGGAAAGGUUGGAAUAGCCACGACCUUCAUAAACAAAGCCUGCGAUGAAUCGGUACUUCUGGACAUGAAGCAUUUGCUCAUUGAGGCAAAACAGAAGGUACCGCCCUUCCUUAGUGCACUCCAGUCUGAAAAUGAGAAGUACUUGGAUCUUGGUGAGGAACGUGGUUGCUCUUAUUGUGGCGGUCUUGGACAUCGUAUCACGGACUGUCCCAAGUUGGAAGCAGUGCAGAGCAAGCAAGCAUCCAAUAUUGGUCGCAGAGACUACCUUGCGAACAACAGUGCAGACUGGUAGUUUUCUUGUAAGUUGGGGUUCUCACUUUCACCAACAACUCCAUGGCAUGAAUGCCAUGUUGCUUUUUGCAUAGUGUUCAUAUCCAUUGUGCUCACAUCAUCAGUCAUGAGAAUAUUUUUACUGCCCACAAAAUGCACAAUGUGUCAGAAUAAAAUAAUUUAUUGUAAAUAUACUUCAUCAUUUUUUUAUGAACUACUAUGGAAGAUGAGCUGUACAUUUCAUUUUCCCUCAAGCAAUUGUAUAUUGAGUGUGAUACCCUGUGUUAUGGUUUCAGAAUGAGCAUUAUGUACAAGCUGAUGAUUGAUGCAAGUUUGAAAAUCCAAGUUUUCUCUAUAAACAUGUGUCUGAUUGGUUCUGUAUACAGGGCACCCCACAAAAAUCAGACCACAGAGUUAGAAGCAUAAGCAACCAUCAAAUUAUGAUGAAAAGCUUGCUGAUACUAUUAAAACCUUGAAAUAUAAAGAUUGCAAUUUGCCCUAAUUACAAUGAGAUAGCAGAGUGGCUCUAACCCUAGUGUCACUGAGAUAAUGUCACUGAAAGCUGAAUCCUUGUGAGGAGUGGAAAUAUGUGAACAUCACAUGGUCAUAUUGCUUUGCUUCUGAUAACUGGCAAUGAAAUAAGGCAUGUGGACAGCAUUAGUGUUUUCAUUUCCACUUGGUUGUCAAAUGAUGUCAAACUGAAAGCAAUUGUUUGCCCCCUCGACUGUCCAGGUGCCAAUUGGGCACAUUCAAGGGGCGUUGCUGACGUUCCAAAUUUAAUGCGAUUUACAGUUGGGUACACCACAUUUCAAGAAAAAGCAGUGCUGUAGUCCUGAAAUGUAAGCCUUAUGCCUAACAAUAUCAGCAGUAUGACCAUGUGUUUGGCACAUGGUUCAUCCUCUCCUCGAGGUGUUGCCGCGUCUUGCUGUUAAUCGAUUUUUAAUUGAGCAAACAGACGUAGCACUAGCUCUUUCUAUUUUUUAACAUGUUAACUUCUGUUUUCGCUGUGUGCAAGGGGGGUAGAUACCCUGCACAUCAUAAAGGUAAUUUUUGUUUAAAAAAUUGACACACAAAACUACCUCUUCCUUUCCUCUGUUCCUCUGUUUCAAAUUCGUAAGGAGCAGCAUGAUAUAAAAAUCUCACCUGCUACACUUCUUUUCUACCUGAUUUAGUAACAUACUGAUUGAAUUUCUAUAUCACAAAUACUGACGAUACUGAGAAAAUAAUCAUGCUGACUUUGUAUUGCUCUACAUAAAGUGGUAAAAAUUUCAGAAGUUCAUUAUCAACACAUUUGAGGGAAUAAAAAUAUGAUGAAUCUGA